Molecule: messenger RNA, 1431 nt
Organism: Microthlaspi erraticum
Lineage: Eukaryota; Viridiplantae; Streptophyta; Magnoliopsida; Brassicales; Brassicaceae
Source: the annotation of a GenBank genome assembly
AUGACCGAAAGGUUGGAAGCGGUAGGUGAGUCAUCUCCCGCAAGCAAUACUAAGUGGGACGAUGGAUCAGACCAUGAUGAUGUAACAAAGAUACGUGUACGAGGUGAUCGUGAAGGCAUACAAUUCAUCAAGUUUGACUAUGUCGGGACUGGACAACUAAACGAUAAAUCCUUCCAUGGUUUCUCUAAUCAAGGUUUCACGCAGACGUUUGAGAUUGAUCAUCUAAAUGGUGAACAUCUUGUAUCUGUUGAGGGUUUCCACAACCGUGAGGUGAUUCAGGGACUUCAAUUCAAAACGAACUGGAAGGUCUCUGAAAUCAUGGGAUAUGAAAAUUCUAACUUUAAGUUUACACUAGCCGUCCAUGGCAAGAAAAUCAUUGGGUUUCACGGAUCUGCUAGGGCCAAUCUCAACUCUCUUGGAGCAUAUGUUACUUGGAUUACUCCAACUAAAUUGGAAGCAAAAGGGGGCAAGGGAAGCAAGGAGUGGAAUGAUGGAGCCGAAUAUGAGGCUGUAACAAAGAUUCACAUACGUGCUGGUUUAAAGGGCAUACAAAACAUCAAAUUCGACUAUGUUGACAAGGAUGGACAUACGAAAGCGGGGCUAGAACAUGGUUCUACCUCGGGUGGAGGUUACACGCUGGAGCCGUUUGAGAUCAAACAUGUCGACAUGGAAUACCUGUUGUUUGUUGACGUUUACUACAACAAGGCUUCCGGUGUGAUUCAAGCACUUCAAUUCAAAACCAACACGAAGACUUCGGAAUUGAUGGGAUGUUACGAUGAAGAAACGGUUACUAAGUUUUCACUUGGAUGUAACGGCAAUAAGAUCACUGGAUUUCAUGGUUAUGCUGACAAGUACCUAAACUCCCUUGGAGCAUAUAUCACAUCGCUUCCUCUAACAAAAUUGGAAUACAAAGAUAGUGUUAAAGGUCGACUAUACGAUAAUGGGACCUCUGGCUACCUCUGGGACGAUGGUACUUUCCAGGGAGUAAGAAAGGUAUACGUUUAUUAUGAUUCUUAUUGUAUACAGUGUGUUCGUUUCGAUUAUGAUAACAACGGCAAAGUAAAAUCCCGUGAGCACGGGACGAAAACUACAGCCAAGUUACAAGAAAGAGAGUUUGUCGUGGACUAUCCAAAUGAAUAUCUCACGUCCGUGGAGGGCACUAACGUAUAUAUUUAUCCUCAAGCAGUGUUAACAUCGUUGACUUUCAAAACAUCAAAAGGGAGGACCUCCCCGUCAUUUGGAAAUGUAUUCGGCCCCAAUCUUGUUGAAUUCGUGCUUGAGAGAAAAGGUUGUGCUCUUGUUGGGUUCCAUGGACGGUCUAUGUAUAACAUUCUUCAUACUCUUGGAGCAUACUUUUUUCCGAUGCCUUCUCCUGAGGAUGGGGAAAAAUUAGAAGAACAAGGUGGUGAUGGUGGUUAUGGUGGUGUUUGA